AUGGGCGGCGGCAAGGGCGGCUCGGACUUCGACCCCAAGGGGAAGAGCGAGCGUGAGGUGAUGCGGUUUUGCCAGGCCCUGGCGACGGAGCUGUUCCGCCGCAUUGGCGCCGACACGGACGUUCCCGCCGGCGACAUCGGCGUCGGCGGCCGCGAGGUGGGCUACAUGGCGGGCAUGACGCAGAAGCUGACGAACUGCAAGGCCUGCACCUUCACGGGGAAGGGCGUUGCGUUUCAAGGGAGCCUGAUGCGCCCCGAGGCCACGGGCUACGGCGUUGUCUACUUCCUGGAGGCCGUCCUGAAGCGGCACCAGCAGGAGCUGCAGGGGAAGACGGUGCUCGUGUCGGAGGCCGGCAAUGUGGCGCAGCACGCCAUCGCGAAGUGCCUCCAGCUGGGGGCGAAGGUGAUCAGCGUCUCGGACUCGCGCGGUUGCGCGCACGACGCGGCGGGCUUCACUCCGGAGAAGCUGAGGACCCUGAUGGACAUCAAGGGCGCGAGGCACGGCAUCGUGGAGGAGUACGCGAAACAGGUGGGCGCAGAGUACCACGCAGGGAAGCGACCGUGGCACCUGAAGGCGGAUAUUGCGCUGCCGUGCGCGACGCAGAACGAGCUGGAGCUUGAGGACGCAAAGAGCCUGAUCCGGAACGGCGUCCUCGCUGUGGUGGAGGGCGCAAACAUGCCGACGACGAUGGAGGCGACGACGGAGCCCAUAAACGCCGGCGGGGUCGCCGUCUCUGGCUUGGAGAUGACGCAGGACGCCAUGCGCCUGGGCUGGACGGCGGAGGAGGUGGACAAAAAACUCCACGGAACCAUGAACUCCAUCCACGGCGCGUGCGUGAAGUACGGCACGGAGGGUGGCAAGACGAAUUACGUGAAUGGCGCCAACAUUGCCGGCUUCGUCAAGGUCGCGGAGGCGAUGAAGGAACUUGGCGUCGUUUGA
Trypanosoma conorhini is the source of this 939-nucleotide messenger RNA. Its product is annotated as putative glutamate dehydrogenase. Lineage: Eukaryota; Euglenozoa; Kinetoplastea; Trypanosomatida; Trypanosomatidae. The record is from RefSeq and is a predicted model, not a curated record. Gene Ontology annotation, cellular component: cytosol. Gene Ontology annotation, molecular function: L-glutamate dehydrogenase (NADP+) activity. The transcript has a single exon. The coding region runs from base 1 to 939 and encodes 312 amino acids.